AUGGAGCAAGACACCCAAAACGACAACCCCCUCGACAUGACCACCCGCGCCAAAGACUCCCCCUGGUACGCCCACGACGUCGCCGCCGUCCUCCAGCCCCAAACCCGCUCAAUGCUACAAACCCACGCCAACAUCCUUCCAGACGACAUCAUCGCCCACAUCGAAGUCACACGCAGCAAAGCCUGGGCCCUCGCCCCCUACCCCUCCGUCGGCGCCCUGACCUGGCUAAACCCCUACCUCACGCUGCACCUCUCCCACGACCUGGUGCUGGAGAAGGUGAAGUCCGGCGCCACGAUCCUCGACUGCGCAUGCAUGAUCGCGCCGGACCUCCGGUACCUCGCCUCCCGCGGCGCGCCGGCGGAGAGGAUGUACGGUUUCGACAUCGAGGCGGGUUUCUUCGAUAUCGGGUUCGAUUUCUACCGCGACCGGGAACGGUGGCACGGCAGUUUCUUCGAAGCGGACGGCACGAAACCACUUUCAGAGACGAAACUAGCUGUUCUGAAAGGGAAGAUGGAUAUACUCUGGUGUCCGAAAUUCCUCCACCUCUUCGACCGCGCGCAGCAAAUCGCCGUCUCCUGUAACCUUGUCGGGCUGCUUCGCUCGGUGACAGGGAGUCUCUUCAUCGGCUCGCAGAACGGACGGCCCGUGCCGGAGGAGAUGCCGGUGAAAGAAGGCAGUCUCGGGCACGGGCAGAACAGUAUCUUCGGCGCGAACGCGGAGGAGAUGCAAAGGAUGUGGGCGGAGGUGGGGGAGCGGACGGGGACGAAGUGGGAGGUUGAGGCGCGGUUGUUGGAUCUGCGGACCGUGGGGUUGCAUGUUGAGGAUGGGAGUUGGUAUAAGCGGGUUACGGGGUAUAACCUGCAGUGGACGGCGAGGUUGGUGGAGGCGUAG
Saxophila tyrrhenica is the source of this 891-nucleotide messenger RNA. RefSeq lists its product as uncharacterized. The transcript has a single exon. Bases 1 to 891 code for a protein of 296 amino acids. The record is from RefSeq and is a predicted model, not a curated record. Lineage: Eukaryota; Fungi; Ascomycota; Dothideomycetes; Mycosphaerellales; Extremaceae.